AUGGCCGACUUCAGAAAGCAGGGUGGUGUCCUGACUGGCCGUGAGGAGCGUUACGAUGGCUUCGAGGGUGAGCCCCGCACUGUUGGUGGUGCCCACACCGGCACCCACAGCUCCCACACCGGCACCGGUCUUACUGGCGCUGGUCUGACCGGCUCUUCCCACACCGGCUCCGGCCUCACCGGCACUAACACCACCGGUCGCGAGACCCUCGGUGAGCGCGUCCGCGAGGGUGAGCAGGACCUCAAGCACGGUUCCCACUCCCACUCCACCACUGGUACCACUGGUGCUGGCUACGGUCGCGAGUCCGAGGUCAACUCCAAGACUGGUAAGCCCUCUCUCAUGGACAAGCUCAACCCCAUGAAGGACUCCGACCACGACGGCAAGAAGGGUAUGAUGGACUAA
This is a messenger RNA of Aureobasidium uvarum, 402 nucleotides long. NCBI's taxonomy places the organism in Eukaryota, Fungi, Ascomycota, Dothideomycetes, Dothideales, Saccotheciaceae. The record is from the annotation of a GenBank genome assembly.